Molecule: messenger RNA, 654 nt
Organism: Hibiscus syriacus
Lineage: Eukaryota; Viridiplantae; Streptophyta; Magnoliopsida; Malvales; Malvaceae
Product: splicing factor U2AF 50 kDa subunit-like
Exons: 4
Coding region: 1-654 (217 amino acids)
Cellular component (GO): U2AF complex; commitment complex; U2-type prespliceosome
Molecular function (GO): pre-mRNA 3'-splice site binding; poly-pyrimidine tract binding
Source: RefSeq, a predicted model, not a curated record
AUGGUUUCUGGUUCAGCUUCUUCUAAUUUACAAGUAUCAAGACAAAUGGUUUCCUUAAACAUGCAUGCUACAGUCAACCCUGUUCCUAGCGUUUCUGUGACAGGGAAGCCUCUAGCUGUGGCUUCAACCAGCUCUUUAUCCUUUGACUCUGUUCAUCUAACAGAAUAUACCAGGCCUAUGAGAAGGCUUUAUGUAGAAAAUGUUCCAGCUUCAGCCUCUGAAAAAGCUAUGAUGGAAUCCUUCAAUAAUUUUUUGCUUUCAUCUGGUAUUAAUCAUAUCAGUAGGACCAAACCAUGUAUUAGCUGCAUUAUACACAAAGGAAAGGGUCGAGCUCUAGUUGAAUUCCUUACACUGGAGGAUGCUUCUGCAGCUCUAUCUUUUGAUGGCAGUUUUCAGACAGUUGCUAUUUUCAUGCAGACUGGUGAAAUGGAGAAAUUAGGAGCAACAAUGACCACAAUCAAUGAUAUUGUCGAGGAUUCACAUCACAAGCAAGCAAACGGUAUCAUCACAAAUGGAGAAAACAAAAUGGAUGAUUAUACGAGGGAAACUGGAAACGUACAGAACGUAGUAGAUGAUGAAAUAAGUGUUGAAACCAAGACUACAGAAGAAGUUGCCGGCGGAAACUCUGGAGGAACUGCCGGUAUAACCUGUUAG